AUGGUUGUCGACGGGAAGAUCUCGGUGGAUGAAUGGUGCGACUGCUUCUCAUUCGCCGACGACCUUCGGCAUGAACCACCAUGCCACAAGCAGAAACACUCUGUCGAUCCGCACAAGAAGGGCGCUUUUCUACCACGUUGCGAUCUAGAGGGAUAUUAUCGUCCCGAGCAGUGCCAUAACGGCUUCUGUUGGUGCGCCGAUCGUUUCGGACGCGAGUUCGACAACUCGCGCAUCAAAGGAGAACUUCCUGACUGUGGACAGUACGGUAUGUGUAUCGGGUACUAA
Molecule: messenger RNA, 285 nt
Organism: Angiostrongylus costaricensis
Lineage: Eukaryota; Metazoa; Nematoda; Chromadorea; Rhabditida; Metastrongylidae
Source: the annotation of a GenBank genome assembly